AUGAUCAUUCUGGUGAGUUGCGUGAUCGUGACGCUGCUUCCGAUCACAACCGUCGAUGCUGCCUGUUCCAAAACGGUCGUCAAAACGAAGGUGAUAGUGAAGAACGACAAACGGAUGACCGUGAUCGACGAGCCAUGCUGCAAGGGCUACAAAAGGGUGAAGCUUCGCUGCAUACCGGUCUGCUCGUUGUCCUGCGAGAACGCCAAAUGCACCGCACCGGAUGUCUGCACCUGCAACACUGGCUACGAGAAGCUUUCCGACCAUCGAUGUAUUCCGCACUGCAACGAUUGCGAUAAUGGUAUCUGCACGAUGCCAGGCUUCUGCCAGUGCCACACCGGGUACACUCGAGGCGAGAAUGGCACGUGUGUGGCCGAGUGCAACGACUGCACCAACGGGUUUUGCUUGCAACCAAACGACUGUCAGUGUUAUGACGGGUACGAGCUGACAGGAUCUGGUGAACAGCGCUCCUGUCGGCCCAUCUGUCCAGGCCAAUGCCGGAACGGGCUUUGUGUCGCUCCCGGUGAGUGUAUGUGUGCUGAUGGGCUUUCGCUGGCACCAACGGGCGAAUGUCUUCAGCCAACUACUCCUGUCCCACGCUGCCCGGAAGGAUACGAAGAGACGUUGGAGGACGCCAGCCUGAACCUCGUCGGAUGUCGGCCGGUGUGUUCGGAACCGUGCCAAAACGGAACGUGCGUUGCACCGGAUCAGUGUGAAUGUUUUCCCGGGUUUUCCAAUGAUAACUCCAGCUCACCGUUCGUGUGUCAACCGGCGUGUAAUGGUGGUUGCGCGAAUGGAGACUGCGUGGCACCGGGUGUGUGCAUUUGCCACCCACAAUAUGGCAAGAUCGGAGACGAAUGCAUCCCGCUGUGUGAAGGAUGCAGUCUUGGGCAUUGCGUGCAACCGAACGUGUGUGUCUGCGAUCGUGGCUACCGGCUUAGUGAGGGCGAUUGUGAACCGAUCUGUGAGGAUGAGUGCAAGAAUGCGAUCUGUACUGGACCGAACGCUUGCACCUGCCUGCCAGGGUAUAACUACACCGACAUCAACGCGCUGUUCGAUUGUCUGCCCGUGUGUGACGAUGAGUGCAUUAAUGGCCGGUGCAUCGCACCGCAGCAGUGCGAAUGCAAUGAAGGAUAUGUGCAAGACGACGAGAACGGAUGCAUCCUUCCAGAAGAUCUGUGCCGGCUAGGGUGCAUCAACGGGCAGUGUCACGGUGCGAAGUGCAUUUGUGACCCAGGUUACAUCAAACACUCGAUCGAGGGUCACUGCGAAAAGACGUGUCCCAAUGGAUGCAUCCACGGAGACUGCAACGGUGGUGAUUGCUUCUGUCACGAUGGCUAUCGCCUUUCCGCGUACAACGCAUCCGUGUGUGAGCCGAUCUGCGGGGAGGAUUACGAUUACAGCAGCACCGGUUGUAUCAACGGGCGCUGCAUACGACCCAACGUCUGCCAAUGCGACGAAGGAUACGAGUUUGUGGACAUCAACCAGACACGGUGUGAAUCCGUGGAGGAGCUAACCCGUCAGCGGUUGGCUCAGGAAAGGAUGGCUGAAUGUCGGCGUGGUUGUAGAAACGGUAAAUGCCGAGCCGGGGAAUGCCGAUGUAACGAAGGAUAUGCCCAUCCGGAAGGAAGCGCAUUCACCUGUAAACCCGUCUGUCCGGAACCCUGCCGAAAUGGGACGUGUGUACGACCGGGGAUCUGCGAGUGUACCACCGGAUUCGUGUUUGUUGAAGGCAGCCAAACACACUGCCGAUCGGAGGAGGAUCUGCUCCGCGAAGGACACGAUCGAUGUGUGCCACUCUGCCGGAACGGAGAAUGUCAUGGCGAUCGGUGCUUCUGCAUGCUCGGAUAUCGAGCAUUAGAUCCGGAAGAUCCGUACAAUUGCCAGCCAGUUUGUGGACGUGCCUGUGUGAAUGGAACGUGCGCCGGAAACGAUCGCUGUCAUUGCUGGGAUGGUUACGAGAAAGCUGCUGAGGACGAUCACCAGUGCAAACCGAUCUGUUCGUCCGGUUGCCCACACGGGGAUUGCGUCGGUCCUGCGCAGUGUGCCUGUCAUCAAGGAUAUGCUCUAUCGGAAGGUGGCAACACCUGCGUGAAGGAAGAAUCGUUUGAGGAGCGAGCCACUCGUCUACGACAGUUGGAAUGUGAGCGAGAGUGUUCGAAUGGAUGGUGUGAGUCAGGCGAAUGUCGAUGUGUCGAAGGGUUCUACCACGAUAUCAAAAACCCGCUAAGAUGUGAGCCGUUCUGCGAGCGACCCUGCGAGAUGGGUCGUUGCGUUGGCAAUAACACGUGCGAGUGCUUGGACCGUCACGAGCUCGUUGAACCGUUCGUAUGUGCUCCCAUCUGCAGCGUGGAGUGCAUCCGAGGAUAUUGCGCUGCACCGGAUCUGUGCCGUUGCCACGACGGCUUCCGGUUAGUGGACGGGUCGGACAGUGUGUGUGAACCGGUGUGUGGUGAGAACGGUUGCACUAAUGGAGUUUGCGUUGGUCCAAACGAGUGCAGCUGCUUAGACGGAUACCUCCAAGAUCAGGACGAUCCAGCUCUGUGCCAACGGGAACCAACCGUGAUCCUGCAAUCGCACGAACAAAGCAGUGGCAACGAGUACUACAAGAUAUCGUACAUACACUACUUCAUCCCGGUGAUCGCAAUCGUGACGCUGAUCGCGGCCAUCCUGAUCGCGAAUGCGAUGAUGCGCAACCGCCAGAAGAACUACCACGUGGGGAAGCUCGGUAACGUACGGCGGCGGAAGGCGCCACGAAGCGGGUCCAGCAAACGGGACGCACCCGAACAGACCACCGAUUAUAACGAUUACAAUCUGGUCGUUCUCUUCCCUACAGAGAGCAAGGAAAACUGUGUCUACUUCAUGCCGAAACCGGACUCCAAGACGAACGAGCUCACAAAAUUGAAUCUCGAAGUUGAAACCAUCUGA
Anopheles nili is the source of this 2925-nucleotide messenger RNA. RefSeq names its product fibrillin-2-like. Lineage: Eukaryota; Metazoa; Arthropoda; Insecta; Diptera; Culicidae. The coding region runs from base 1 to 2925 and encodes 974 amino acids. The record is from RefSeq and is a predicted model, not a curated record. The transcript is spliced from 5 exons.